GUGAUUGGCUGGCGCGCGGCGCGGGGCGGGGCGGCGUGUGUGGGGGAUAGCCUCGGUGUCAGCCAUCUUUCAAUUGUGUUCGCAGCCGUCGCCGUGCCGCCGCCGCUCUCUAACGCCAGCGCCGCCUCUCGCUUGCCGAGCUCCAGUCGAGGGAGAAGGGGGGUAAGUAAAGAGGUGCCCUUACCAUGGCUCGUACAAAGCAGACUGCCCGCAAAUCCACCGGUGGCAAAGCACCCAGGAAACAACUGGCUACAAAAGCCGCUCGCAAGAGUGCGCCCUCUACUGGAGGGGUGAAGAAACCUCAUCGUUACAGGCCUGGUACUGUGGCACUCCGUGAAAUCAGACGCUAUCAGAAGUCCACUGAACUUCUCAUUCGCAAGCUCCCCUUCCAGCGUCUGGUGCGAGAAAUUGCUCAGGACUUCAAAACAGAUCUGCGCUUCCAGAGUGCAGCUAUUGGUGCUUUGCAGGAGGCAAGUGAGGCCUAUCUGGUUGGCCUUUUUGAAGACACCAACCUGUGUGCUAUCCAUGCCAAACGUGUAACAAUUAUGCCAAAAGAUAUCCAGCUAGCACGCCGCAUACGCGGAGAACGUGCUUAAGAGUCCACUAUGAGGGGAAACAUUUCAUUCUCAAAAAAAUUUUUUUUUCCUCUUCCUGUUAUCAGUAGUUCUGAAUGUUAGAUAUUUUUUCCAUGGGGUCAAAAGGUACCUAAGUAUAUGAUUGUGAGUGGAAAAAUAGGGGACAGAAAUCAGGUAUUGGCAGUUUUCCAUUUUCAUUUGUGUGUGAAUUUUUAAUAUAAAUGCAAGAUGUAAAGCAUUAAUGCAAGCAAAAUGUUUCAGUGAACACAUUUCAACAGUUCAACUUUAUAACAAUUAUAAAUAAACCUGUUAAAAUUUUCUGGACAAUGCCAGCAUUUGGAUUUUUUUAAAAUAAGUAAAUUUCUUAUUGACGGCAACUAAAUGGUGUUUGUAGCAUUUUUAUCAUACAGUAGAUCCCAUCCAUUCACUAUACUUUUCUAACUGAGUUGUCCUACAUGCAAGUACAUGUUUUUAAUGUUGUCUGUCUUCUGUGCUGUUCCUGUAAGUUUGCUAUUAAAAUACAUUAAACUAUA
Molecule: messenger RNA, 1108 nt
Organism: Acomys russatus (golden spiny mouse)
Lineage: Eukaryota; Metazoa; Chordata; Mammalia; Rodentia; Muridae
Product: histone H3.3A
Exons: 4
Coding region: 186-596 (136 amino acids)
Cellular component (GO): nucleosome
Molecular function (GO): structural constituent of chromatin; DNA binding; protein heterodimerization activity
Source: RefSeq, a predicted model, not a curated record